Messenger RNA from Camelus dromedarius (Arabian camel), 2273 nucleotides. RefSeq names its product chromosome 9 C19orf12 homolog (gene C9H19orf12). The record is from RefSeq and is a predicted model, not a curated record. The coding region runs from base 1095 to 1520 and encodes 141 amino acids. NCBI's taxonomy places the organism in Eukaryota, Metazoa, Chordata, Mammalia, Artiodactyla, Camelidae. The transcript is spliced from 3 exons.
CGGGCGGCGCAAGGCGGGGCACCCCUGGCCUUGCCCUGUGAUCUGGACGUUGGUUUAGAGAUGAUCAGAAAGAGAUGUUACAGAUUUAGAGGAGGGAAGGUCAGUUUUGUAGGAACUGGUAGCUUCUUUAGCCUUUUAAAAAAGAAAUAGGAAUAAUUUGAGAGGUUGUGAAGCCACCUGUUCACGGGCCAGAUAGGUAGGUCAGGUGUUCUCCGCUAGGGCACUGCUCAGCUCUGGCCUGGGCUGCUGCAGAAGGUGGGCCCAGUGUGGCUUGCUCUUUUGCUUUUUCAGGAGAAACCAGAAAUCUGAAGUGUAUGUGAAAUCUCUUGAUUUAAACACUGGCACCUAACUUAAAGUGCCAGUCUGUGGGCUAAUCUGACAACGUUUUGCUGAUGGGAUCUGCUGUGGACACAACGCGGCGGGUGAGCCGGGGAUGGGCCGGUGGCGCAGAUAGCUAAGAGAAUGUACCAGAGAUGAAGGAGAAUAGUAAAGGCAUUUAUUAGGGGUACACUGCCCUUGACAACAGCGGGGCACACAGAGGAGAGGUGUCUGUGUGAGCACGGGGCGAAGAACAAAGGAAAAGUUUAAUAGUUACGCUGUUGUAGGCAACAGCGGGCCACAUAGGCAAGAGGUGCCUGCGUGAGUGCAGGGAGUCGGCUGUUGGGGUCUUUUAUAAGGUAGGGCCUCAAGGUGCCUGAUCCGCUUGUGCACAAGUCUCUGAUUGGUUGUAGGUGAGAUAAGAAGUUGAGGGUCAUGAAGGGCAGUAGGGUUGAUGACUCUGAUAAGGUGGGCUGAAACAAGCCAGCCUGAGCAAUUGUGAGAUUAGGCAUUACCUAGGGCUAUCAGUUUGUUAGGGCAAACAUGCCCGGUAAAGAAUGUACUUUAUCUAUUGAGGGAUUGCAGGCUGAUAUCUGAGAGCCCAGAAAUGGAGGUUGUUGGACUUUGAAGGAUGUCAGUUGGCCCCACAGGAUCCACCUGCAGCAUUUGCCCUGGAGAGGUGAGAAGACACGAUUUAUAGGAGCCACUGGGCACAGUGGAGUUUUGUAAAUUCCACCAGAAAAGUAUAAAGUACUGAGGAUUCCAGGCCUGCCACAAUGCCCGUCGUGGUAAAGGACAUCAUGAAACUGCUGUGUUCCAUCUCUGAGGAGAAGAACAUGAAGGCAACCAUCAGGCACUCCGGGAGGGGCGCCCUGGUCGCAGGGGCCGUGGCCUUCGUUGGUGGUUUGGUUGGCGGCCCACCAGGAGUAGCCUUUGGGGGCGCCGUUGGGGGUCUAUUAGGCGCGUGGAUGACGAGUGGACAGUUUAAGCCAGUUCCUCAGAUCUUAAUGGAGCUGCCGCCUGCCGAGCAGCAGAAGCUCUUUAACGAGGCCGUCGCCAUCCUCAGGCACCUGGAGUGGACGGACGCCAUGCAGCUGACCAUGCUGGUCAUGGGCAGUGAGGCCCUGCAGCAGCAGCUGCUGGCGAUGCUGGCCAACUACAUCACCACGGAGCUCCAGGCGGAAAUUCGGUACGAUGACUAGGCCGCUGCUCUGGGGAGCGGGGGUCCGUCCGAGGUGAUUCCCUCCAUGGCCCUGGCUCAUGGCAGGUGACCUGGGAGCUGGGGGAAGCCCCGCAUCAUCAGUGUGUCACCCUAAACUGGAGCGAAAUCUCCUGCUGGAGUGGCUGCUGCUGUGACCUGUCAUGUUCUGGAAGUCAUUUAUGAAGACACUGUGUUCUGUGGCUGUGUGCUCCACUGUGCCCUGACAACCUUUCGGCAGGGAAGAUGGUGAACGUCACAUUGAGCCUUCUGAUCUUGUGAAGAUGACGCCUGUCCAGGCACCCUUUGCACAGCCAGCCCCUCUCAGGGCCUGGGUCUCGGGACCUCAGAGCUGGCCCAAGCUGGAAUCAUGUUUACCUCUUGAAUGCACCUUCCCCCCCGCCCCUGGUCCCCCAGUGACUUCUGAGUGGCCUCACGGAGGGGCAUUCGGCCUGCUGAGUGAAGCCACAAAUGUCAGUGGCACCCAGCCCCUCCCCCACUAGCUGUCACCUGGGCUCUGGCCCCUCCCAGGGGCUUGCUUUCCCUAUCUGAAAAAUCACCGUACUUCUUAGGUUCUGCUUUUUAAUUAAAUAUUUUCAGUAAAAAAGUACUGCUCUUUCUGAUGGGGUAGGAUCGUAAACUCUCUCUAAGAAAUGUACCCACCCUAAAUUUCCCCUAAUACUGUUUUUGCUUUGCUCUCAGAACCGUAACUUGACUGUCAAGUGUCAUCAAAUUGCAAUAAAUAUUUUGUAACCAG